AGGAAUAAGACUAGUCGUCUAGAUGUCUUAUUCUUUGCUUGUUAAAUUGAAUCCGUGGAAACCCCGAGUGCUAUGUCGCCUGUCACACAAUCCUCACUCGACCCUCUUCCCUGAUUUUUAAACCCCCAAAACGAACACAGAAACACGAUUCUCGCUGCUCUUUGAAAGUUCAAAUUUGGAACUUCCAUAUAAUCAAGUAUUAAAAAACCCCACUCAUUUGUCGAACUAUUCUUGGAUAGAUAAUAGAAUACAAUAAAUACAGGGUGUAGUAAUAGUAUACACUCCAAACCCCUAUGAUUAAUUAUCUUGCCAGAAAGACUUAUUUGUCAUCCCUCAACUUGAGUUUAUUCAAAUAAUUUUGGCUUCGGAUUUGCAAGAUUCGGGUUGGAUUUGAUGCCGGAAACUUGAGAUCUGAAGUAAGUAAGGAGCAGGAGGAGGAGGAAGAAGAAGAAGAUACAGAAACCUGCACCUUCAAUGGAACCUCCAACAGGGUUUUGGAAAUCUUUAGGCCAAUUCAUCCUUUUCUUGCCUUAUUUCAUUGGCCUUCUGCUUCUUGGCUUCAUUAAAGGAAUCAUUUUUGCUCCAUUAAUAUGUGCUAUUCUGACAAUUGGAAACUCUACUAUUGUAAUUGGUCUUUACCCAGUACAUGUCGUUUGGUCUUACUUUUCCAUAUUGAGUGCUAAACGAUUAGGACCUGUGAUGAAAGUGGUUGCAUGCAUUUUGUUUACACCAGUCUUGAUUUUCUGGCCUAUUGCAAUGGUUGUGGGUAGCAUUCUUGGUGGCUUAGCAUUUGGUUUCCUUGGGCCAAUGUUUGGAACUUUUAAAGCUGUUGGUGAAGGGAAAACCGAUCAGUUUCUCCAUUGUAUUAUCGAUGGAACUUGGGACACUGUUGAAAGAAGCUUUACACUUGUGAGAGACUUAUUAGAUGUAUGCUUCUAUUCAUACUUCUCUAUGAUGGAUGAUCUUCGAAAACAAGGUCUUCCAGAUUCUAAAAUUGAGAUCAGGAUAGUCUAUUGUCCUGUAUCGAUUCUGCUAGGUGUAGUAGGAGUGUUGGUUGACUUUCCAGUGAUUACAGUUAUAGCUGCAUUGAAAAGUCCAUACAUGUUGCUCAAAGGGUGGCAUCGUUUGUUUCAAGAUUGUGUGGGGAGAGAAGGCCCUUUCUUGGAGACAAUUUGUGUGCCAUUUGCAGGUUUAGCCAUCUUGCUAUGGCCAUUGGCUGUUGCUGGAGCUGUGUUAGCCUCCAUGAUAUCUGCUAUCUUUCUUGGUUUAUAUGCAGCUGUUGUAUGCUAUCAGGAAUCGUCUUUCUAUCUUGGGCUUUGUUAUAUUGUAUCUGCAUUGUCCAUCUUUGAUGAGUAUAGCAAUGAUAUUCUUGAUUUGCCCGAGGGAUCUUGCUUUCCCAAGCCUAAAUAUCGGCGCAACCCUGGAUUGUCUACUUCGAGUUCUUUCUCAAGGAUGGGAUCGUCUAAACAUCCACCCUCUCGGUCUGGAUCUCUGCGGGCCCCCAUGAUUGAAUUGAAGCCGUUGGAGUUGCUGGAUGGUUUCUUCUCAGAAUGUCGUAGACAGGGUGAAUUCUUGGUGUUGGAAGGAUUAAUAACAGUAAAAGAGAUUGUGGAUGCAAAAUCCAACAAAGAAACUGGAACCGUAAUAACCGUCGGUGUGCCCGCUUAUUGUCUUUACCAAUCACUUUUACGCUCCGCAAAAGCCAAUACUGCCGGUCUAUUGCUCGCGGAUAAUACGGAGAUAACCACCCUAAACAGACCCAAAGACACAAUCUAUGAUUGGUUCUUGAACCCGCUUUUGGUCAUCAAAGAUCAAAUCAGAGCACAAAAUCUCACACCAACUGAAGAGGAUUAUUUAGGAAAACUAGUUUUGUUGAGUGGUGAUGCCCAAAAGUUGAAAAUUUCCAACAUUGGUCCCCCACCCGAAUCCGAGCUUAGACGGGCUGAACUUGAGGCCAUUGCUCGAAGGCUUCAAGGGAUAACAAAGUCGAUAUCGAGGUACCCAACAUACAGAAGACGGUUUGAGAACACGAUGAAGGCGAUAUCUGAAGAGCUUGAGGGCAGGGAUGGCAGUAACAGAGGACCUCAAACUGUUCCCAGAUCCAAAAGUAGGACCCAACCACCAGCUGAAAAAGAAGAAACCCCAGGCGACUUUUUCUAUAACACAUGGGAGAAUCGACAUGUCUCAUGCAUUCUCUACCUGAACCCAACAACCAUGGGAACCAUGUACAUGUUCUUGGAGAUUCAGUCUCUUUUGGGAGCCAAGAGUUAUGCCCAACCUGGAUCAGUUGCCCAAAAGAAAGCUUUCUUUGAAGCUCAUUACAAGAAAGUGGCUGCUCAAAAAGCUGCUGCAGCCGCUGCUGCAUUGCUUGAGCAAGAAAAAAACGCCAUCGCCACCACCACCACCACCACCAGCCCCAAACCCCAUGAUUAUUCACAAACAUCGUUGGUGAACAUUCAUAUACCACAACCACCAUUGUUGAAUACACAGAAAAUUGUCAACGAAGAACAACCUCUCAAUCUUGUUGUAUCGGGAGCUGAAAAGGUUGUAGCAGAUGUGGGUUUGAAGAAGAAAGAUUUGGUAAACAAGAUUGAGAAUCUUGAAGAUCAUGUUUCUGUUUCUGAGGAUAGUAGAACAUCUCAAAUGGACAGACCUUUGUUGAAGUCAAAGUCGAACAAUGAGCAGGAGGUUUUACAACCAAGAAUGAGGAGAAAACCAGCUACACCUACUUUCAGGUCAACAUUAGUCAACAAGAAACAAGUUAAAAUCCCACCUUCACCAUCAAAGUAUGUUGCUUUUAUGAAUCCCAGAAAAGAAAACAACAUCAUCACUCCAAAAUCCAAAAAUUCCACUACAAUGGAUUCUGUAGAUAAAAAGAGAAUAGCUCCAAGAUCUUUAUACACGUUAAUGAAUUCUGGUUCUGUUAAAGAAUCACAAUCAUGCAAAUUAAACUCUCAAAAUGUUCAGAAGAUUGAAACCAAAAAACCUGUUCCUAGUGCUCAUUCCACACCCAAACGCUAUCCAACACCUGCAAGGACUCCUUCUAAGGUUAAAAGUGGGGUGAAUAAGCAACCUUUGGCAACACCUUCGGUAAAAAGAAGGGUGGAAACACAAACGCCUUCAGCUGUUGGAAGCAAAACUCCGAGUCAAAAAUGGCACAUUUUCUCAGCUGUUUCAAAGUCACUGAAUGCUUAUAGAAACAAGUUGCAAUCACCAACUGUAUCUUCUCCUUUUACUUUGAGAACAGAGGAAAGAGCUGCACGAAGAAAACAGAAGCUUGAAGAGAAGUUUAAUGAAAAAGAAGCGCAGAAAGUGCAGCUGCAAACAUCAUUAAAGGAGAAAGCAGAAACAGAAUUUAGAAGACUUCGUCAAACUUUCUGCUUUAAAGCUCGGCCAUUACCGAGUUUUUAUAAUGAAAGAGAAAGAGAAACACCAAAGAGCAUGAUGAAAAGGACUCCACAAGCACAAGGGCAUUUGAAUUUGAGGUCGGUAAAUGUAACGCCUACAAGAAAAGCUCCGACAACAACAACAAUGGUAUCAUCACAACCGUGUUCCAUCAAGAAAUCUUCUAGAAGACUUUGGAAAAAUAACAAUGAUCAAAAUCCGAUUAAUCAUCCUUUGUCUGAAUUAGCAAGAAGGAUUAGCCAUGAAAAUAUGUCUCCAAAUAUUCAGUAGUUUUAGUUUGUGCAUAUUAUAACUUUUGCUGGCUGGUUUUAUAUGUCUGUCCAUUUCCAGUUAAAAGAUGAUUGAUUGAUUACUAAUAUUUCUCAAUUGCCAAUUGCCAAGGCCUUUUGGCAUGAAUGCAAAAUUUGUUGUAUUUUGGAAACAGAG
This is a messenger RNA of Lactuca saligna, 3831 nucleotides long. NCBI's taxonomy places the organism in Eukaryota, Viridiplantae, Streptophyta, Magnoliopsida, Asterales, Asteraceae. The record is from the annotation of a GenBank genome assembly.